AUCCAAAUGUUUAGCCGGUUGUUCCCAAAGAGAGCGUCCUCUAGGAGGGGUGUGUGUCUAUAAGUAAAUAUAUGACGUGUUUUCGUUCAUUAGCUUUUACUGAACACACUGCAAAACCCUAAGAGACAUUAUAUAUUUAUUCAAGGCACUUACUGCUAUUUUCUACUCCUACUCCACUACAUUUACUAAACAGCUGUCAAGUAAAGUAGGCUAACUAUAGUUAUCAAUUCAAUCAAUAUAAUGUAUUAAAUAUUAUCCAGUGUAUUAAACUAACUCAACCAGCAUCAACAUGUACAUGCUUAGUGAAUACAUUUUCAUUAACCAUAUUUUAAUAGUUAUUAUAUAAUAUGUAGUUUAAUGUGAGACGACACGGAAGUGACGUCAGAUUCUGCAGCACAUAAACAUACCACCAACCUCACGCGCCCGCCAUCUUCUAGCUAAUAAGCGGACAUUGUGUUGAACCUCAAGUGCGGGUUUAUUUUCUACCAAAAAAAACAUACUUUGUUGCGUUUGCUAUACUGAACAAUGAGUGACAUUGAGGAGGGGCACUAUAAAGGACGGGUAAUUGAUCGUGAAGGAUUUGAAGAGUUUUAUCCAAGAAUGAUGAAGAAAAUGUUCAAGAUAAAAGAAGGCUAAUGAGAACAUGUACAGAGCAGAACAUAGAAGUGGAAAGGGAGGAAAAUGUGACGGAAGAAUGGUGUCAGAUAGAAGCGCUUGCAGUAUAAUGGCUAAAAUGAAAACUGGUUUCAGUUUUGGGUGAAGAGAAGGAAAAACAGACCUGGAAUCAGAAAAUGAGAAAACUGAAAAAAGAAGAACGAAGAAGGAUAGAAAUCCUGAGAAAAGGGAGUAGCGUGUAAAGAAUCUGGAAGAAUGAAUGUGUCCGGGUCGCGCUCCCCGUCUAAAUCGGAUCGGGGGAGUCCAGCUCGGGUGAAGUCGGAGAGCAGGUCCGGCUCCCCGAGCCCAGCCCGGGUCGCCAAGCGCUCCGCGUCCAGAUCCCGCUCGCAUUCAAGAUCCGGGUCUCGUUCCAGGCGGCCGUCAAACCGCCGCUAUAGCCGCUCGCGCUCUCGGUCCUAUUCCCAGCGGAGGAAGUCCCGCUCGCGCUCCUACAGCCCCGAGUACCGCCGCAAGAAGAGCCAGAGCGCUGGCAGCAGGAGCCAUGACUUCACAAAAGAACCAAGCAAUCAUGGCGGCGGAGAUCCUGAUGUGAGGGCGAACCCUGACCCCAGCAUGUGUUUGGGGGUGUUUGGCCUGAGCCUGUACACCACAGAGCGGGACCUGAGGGAGGUGUUCUCUCGCUAUGGUCCUCUGGCCGGGGUCAAUGUGGUGUAUGACCAGCGCACCGGUCGCUCCCGCGGCUUUGCGUUUGUUUACUUCGAGAGAAUUGAUGAUUCCAAAGAGGCAAUGGAGCGAGCCAAUGGCAUGGAGCUGGACGGGAGGCGCAUCAGAGUGGAUUAUUCCAUUACUAAACGCGCUCACACCCCCACACCAGGAAUCUACAUGGGCCGACCAACUCACAAUGGCAGUGGUGGUGGCAGUGGUGGUGGUGGUGGUGGCGGCGGCGGCGGUGGUGGUGGCGGCGGCGGCGGUGGAGGUGGCGGUGGAAGCAGCAGCCGGAGGGGGAGAGACUCUCAUUAUGACCGUGGCUACGAGCGCUACGACAGAUAUGACGAGUAUGACUACAGGUACAGCCGCAGGCGCUCACCAUCACCGUACUACAGUCGCUACAGGUCUCGCUCACGGUCUCGCUCCUACAGCCCACGUACGUAUUAA
This is a messenger RNA of Anarrhichthys ocellatus (wolf-eel), 1770 nucleotides long. It is a transcript of the gene tra2a, whose product is annotated as transformer 2 alpha homolog. Bases 871 to 1770 code for a protein of 299 amino acids. NCBI's taxonomy places the organism in Eukaryota, Metazoa, Chordata, Actinopteri, Perciformes, Anarhichadidae. Gene Ontology annotation, molecular function: RNA binding. The transcript is spliced from 9 exons. The record is from RefSeq and is a predicted model, not a curated record.